Molecule: messenger RNA, 997 nt
Organism: Adelges cooleyi (spruce gall adelgid)
Lineage: Eukaryota; Metazoa; Arthropoda; Insecta; Hemiptera; Adelgidae
Exons: 12
Coding region: 73-882 (269 amino acids)
Source: RefSeq, a predicted model, not a curated record
AUUUAGUUUCAAAAGCUGAACAAUUCGUUUGUUGUCCAAGAACCUCUUAUCAGCUCCACAACUUAAAUAAAAAUGAACCUCUACUGUUUAUUGAUAUCUAUUUUCUUCGUGAAUGUAUUGGCAAAUGAUUAUGCGCUUUAUGUGGAGUAUAUUUACAUUACAACUGAAACCAUCAAACGUGCUUCUUCUAUGAAUGAUUUAACUGUAGGAGGUAGAUCUGGAGCUAAUGGAUUGGAGCAUGUAAUUGAGACAAUGGUUGAUGAUACCACUAAUGACUUAUACUACAAGGAAUUCUGCAAAAUGAAUUUUUUGAUGGCUGUACCGGACCAAACGGAUAUUCUCUGGAGAGUACAGGCAUUUCCACUUCUUGACCCAUUGCAAAAAGCCAUUAUUUUCUUCCAAAUGAUGAUACAAGACAUAGAACGUAUGUUAGGAUUUAGGUGGAACAAAGGAUUAAACCAAGAGAUGGGAACAUUAAAUGCCAUUGCAGACGAGAGAAGAGUAUAUCUUGUUCCUGCUUUAAACAGCGUAAUCAGACGUCGUUUAUUAGAUGGAUCUGUGCCGCAUGUAGAUGAUGAAGCCACUAUAUUAUCUAAUUGUCGUUUGCUAGGACUAUACUGGAGUACACAAUUUUCAAAAUUAUACAUAAAAGAAGUUGAGAUUGACCCAACUGACCUUACAUGUAUCUUAACGAAUAUAAUUGGUGCCAAAAGGAGAUACAGAAAAAUUGGUAACGCAUGGUCUGAAAUAAAUGAUAAUAACCAAUCCCUAAAAUCACUUGAGGAACAGUUACGUUUUGAUACACAACACUCAUCUGACGAGAGCAAAAACUCCACAGAUGAAGAAGACUAUAGUUUACACAACCACUGCAGCCUAACCUAACCAGCGUUCUUAGGACAAAGGCUGUAGGCGCGGUCGCUCCGAUGGACUCUUAUUAUUAUUCUUCGCUUUUUGUCAAACGUGCUCCGGCACUCGACGUUUGUAAACACAUUCUUUG